Molecule: messenger RNA, 2024 nt
Organism: Caenorhabditis elegans
Lineage: Eukaryota; Metazoa; Nematoda; Chromadorea; Rhabditida; Rhabditidae
Gene: spe-9
Product: Sperm transmembrane protein 9
Exons: 16
Coding region: 23-2008 (661 amino acids)
Cellular component (GO): membrane; cytoplasm
Molecular function (GO): calcium ion binding
Source: RefSeq, marked reviewed
AUUGCUCUGAAAUUUUCGUAAAAUGAAUGUGAUUCUGGUGUUGGUUGUGUUGUUUUUCGCCGGCGACUGUGCAAAAAUCAGAAAAAUUAUUGAUUUUUUGGAGAAAGAUGCUCCGAAUGAUAUUGAAAAAACACCCAACUAUAAUGAAGAAAGUCUGGCGGUGAAAAGGAACAAAAACUUCAAUCCUUGUCUGGAAAAUCCGAAAAUUUGCUCAAAUCGGGGAAAAUGCUUGCAUGAAAAUGGAAACUUCUAUUGCAUUUGCCCGGUCACACAUUACGGAAAAACGUGUGAACACGUGUCAGAUCAAACGAAUUGCGAGAAACACUUGUGUCAGAAUAAUUCUACGUGUGUCAGCAUCAAAAGCCUGCGGACUAUUGUCAAUACAGUUCUUUUGAGACAAAUUCGUGUCCAAAGAAAAGUAAACGGAUCCAAAGCAGCUUUAACAAAUGAAGAAUUGGCUGAAAUCGAUUUAGAAGUGAAUUACGAGUGUAUAUGCCAAAAGGGGUACUUUGGCGGGUUAUGCGAUGAGUCUGAAGCAGAUCGAACUUGCCAAGAAGUGUAUUGUUUGGGCAGAGGCAAGGGAGCAAUUAAUGCGACUGGAAAAUGCGAGUGUGAAUGUGAAAAUCAAUUCUUUGGAGAUAGAUGUGAACAAAUAUCAGCUUGCUUCGACACUCAAUGUGAUAAUGGUGGAAUAUGUGAAGAUGUGGUAGAUUGGAAGACCAAAACCGUCACUGCCACCUGUAAAUGUCCUUCUGCGAUUGAACUUAUUGGUGGUACUGUAACAGGUGAAAACUGCGAAACCCUUCAAAUUCCUUCAACAGCCCCCAAAGAAUUUAUUCCAUGUGCCGAGGGAAGUAAUUCGACGAUGUUUUUUAAGAAAUUCAUCGCAAAUAUUUCCUUGGAAUAUAUGGAUGACAUUUCGGAGUUGGAAGCAAUUAAAAAUGACUACAAUGAUGGGAAGAAUGUCAAUGGGACGAUGACUGAUGGAUGGUGUAGAAAUGAUGGGAAGUGUGUACCUGAAGUUGUUCGAGUGAACAGCUCCCGAGCCUACUACAUCUAUCGCUGCGAAUGUACCAAUCCUCUCACCGACGGUUACUAUUGUGAGUACAAACGCCAUGACUCUUGCUCUUUGACUCGAGAGGAGGUGGCUCGCGGGGACCGGUGGGACGAAAAGUGCACGGAUUCUCAACACGGAGCAUGUGUGGAUAUUAGUGGAGUGGCUCAUUGUGUAUGCAAGCCGGACUACACCGGCGAGAAAUGCGAAAUCUUCGACCCGUGUGCUCGGCAACCUUGCAAGCACGGUGACUGUAUCCCGAUACCGAACACUGCCGACGUGGCAUUCGGCACAAGUCGCUAUCAAUGCUUAUGCCCAUUAUCCGCAAAGUUGAACCCGGAAAGCCAAGCCUGCAUGGAAAUUAACGAGAAGAAGUGUGCUCCCGGAGCCUGUGGCAACGGACGGUGUGUUCCUUGUGAGAGCGAUGCCGAUGACCUGAUGCCUCUCUGUAACGACAAUGACAAUCGCCAGGGAUUCCGAUGCCUCUGCGAAGCCGGGUACCUUCCACCGUUUUGCAAAGUCCAUACAAACCCCUGCUACCAAAACCUGUGCCAGAACAGUGCCACAUGCCAUAUCGACCCAAAGCAGCGGAGUUAUGACUGUCAAUGCGUCAAUGGGACACGUGGCUCGUUGUGUGAGAAUGUGGAUGACUCGUGUGAUGCGUUUGGAAACAAAAUCUGCGUCCAUGGAACCUGUAUCAAUGAUGAGUACUUUCACCGGGGCUUCUCGUGUGAGUGUGACGACGGAUUUGAGGGUCUCGACUGCAACGUGGAAAUCGCCUGGUCCAGUGUGAUGACCAAUCGGCUUAUGAAGAACUAUGAAUUUUCGUUGCCACUGGUUGCGUGCUUCGUCUCGCUGGCUAUUCUUCUGCCAGUGAUUGUGAUCAGUAGACGGCGUCAGGGAAGAGUAGAAGAGGCGAAGAAAACGUCAGAAGUGAAAACUGAGAAUCCAUAAAGACAUUUUUUUUUAA